AUGCCGGUUCCAGAGAGUUUGAUUGAUGAUGCGUUUGUAUCUGAGAGGCUACGAGUGGAGUUUCCGAAUGGAGAGGAUGGAGAACCAUCGAUUACGAUUGAGCCGGAAGUUUUAGAAGCGAUGAAUGGGAUGUGGAAGCAGUGUAUGAUUGUUAGGAUUUUGGGAAGGAACGUCCCGAUCUCUGCCUUGAGCAAGAAGCUAAGAGAGUUAUGGAACCCUAAAGGAGGAAUGUAUGUAAUGGACCUACAUAGACAAUUUUUUAUGGUUCGUUUUGAGAAGGAGGAUGAAUAUUUGGCGGCACUGACAGGGGGUCCAUGGAGGGCUUUUGGCAGUUAUCUCAUGGUGAGAGCUUGGUCGCCGGAGUUCGAUCCAUUAAGAGAUGACAUCGUUACGACGCCGGUUUGGAUCAGGUUGACAAAUAUUCUAGUGAACUUUUACCAUCGAUCGAUCCUCAUGGGUAUUGCUAAGGGUUUGGGUAAACCAGUUUGUGUUGACCUGACCACAUUGAAGUUUGAAAGAGCAAGGUUUGCGAGAGUUUGUGUAGAAGUUAAUCUUGCAAAGCCGUUGAAAGGGACAAUCCUAAUUAACGGAGAGAGAAACUUUGUAGCUUACGAAGGGUUAGCUGAGAUCUGUUCAAAGUGCGGAAUUUAUGGACACUUGGUUCAUGGAUGCCCAAGAACAAUUGCGGAAAAAUUGGCUGAAGUAGCUAUACAGACGGAGGCACAGUCAGCUAUGCGAUCACCCACUAGACAAGAACCAAUAGUGCAAGAGAAUGGUUUUACUCCGGCGAGGAGCUCAAGAAGAGGGACGCAUAUACUGCCUCGACUAGUGAACGGCAGGACUGCGGAAGCCGGCGGGGAGACAGACAGGAAUGUCCAAGAGAUCCCGCGGACCGGGGGAAUCACAAACAUUGCGAUAUCCAACAAAUUUGGUAGUUUAGAGCUGGAUACAGAUCAAAGUGAAUCAAGAGAAGAGAUUGUGUCUGGCGAGGAGAACAAGGAGAAUCAGAUUAUGAACAUCAAAAGAAAUGAGAACAAGGAAAUUUCACAAGGGAAAGAGACUCUAAUCUUUGGAGGGAAGGUGAAUAUAAGAAAGGAUUCGAAAAUGGUGAACAAGGAGAAAUGGGCUGGGAAGAAAGUAGUAGAAGGAGCACGAGGAAGGCCCAAAAAUUUAAACAAUAAACCCGCUAGAGGUUUGGUGUUUGGGCCCACUAAAGGGGAAGUCAGUCUAUCGGAGUCGGGGAAAUGA
Molecule: messenger RNA, 1248 nt
Organism: Brassica napus (rape)
Lineage: Eukaryota; Viridiplantae; Streptophyta; Magnoliopsida; Brassicales; Brassicaceae
Exons: 1
Coding region: 1-1248 (415 amino acids)
Source: RefSeq, a predicted model, not a curated record